AACAUGCUCCUCAUUCACGUUUGAAUUUUCGUCGAGCACGUCGACUUUUGUCUGUUGAUCGAGACUCAUAGUUCUACCGUUCAAAAUCGAGUUUAACGUGAACGAACGUGUUUCGUUCGUCAGGGGAGAGAAAUAUUCAGAUAGAAGUUGAUAUAUUUGGGAUUGCCUGGUUCUUUAACUAGAGAAAGAGCAUCCCAUCAUCGAGCAAUCAACAACAAAAAGAAGAAUCCCGCGCGUAAUAGUCCAAUCAAAGCCCCAGCCACAACAACAACUUUGGUUAAUGAGACAAAUGUGCGCGCGUGAAAAGGCCUGAGACAAGCGCGCAACAAGUGGAAAUACAACUCGAGUUGCAACACAGCAUAACUAACGGGAAGUGGCAGCCACUCAACAAGUGUCGCCUCCGCCUGGGAUUAUCUAAUAAACCAAUACGCACCCCACCAAUAAUAACAGAUUAUAUACAUGCAUAGUACCAAAGAGCUGGAAUAAAUAUCAAAUUUAAAACAGUUUUACGUGUGUGUUUGUGUGUGUGCCUGCAUGUGUGUGAAUCGAGCAACGAAAAGCACCAACAACAACAAGAGCGCCAGCAGCAGCAACAACACUACGGCAACGUCAACAACACGCAACUGCUGUGAGUGCGACGGAGACAGCAACAGCGUGAGUCAUAAAAGUGAAAUGAAAAUGCGGAUAAAGCGAGAAGCGCCGUGUCUUCUGUUAUUUAUGCCAAUCCAAAACACGAACAACAACAAUCGCAUUGGUGCUAAUCAGAAGGACUAUCCCAACAAGCGGUCCAGGGAGAAUCUGGCAUGUGACGAGCAGCAGCAGCAGCAAGUGACAUCGACGACGUCAUCGUCCACGGCAAUGAAUGGCGGCGGACGGACGCCGCCACUGAUGCGCAGCUGCUCCAGCCCAGCGGUCUAUGACAUUGAAACACAUCCCGCCUCGCCAGUCUUCCCACAUCUAUUGCUGGGCAAUGGCCGCGACGCCGUUGAUCCGAGCAGCGUGGGCGCCAACUGUGUGCUGAACGUUACCUGCCAAAGUCCCAGCGAGAGUCAUCUGCAGGGCCUCAAGUAUAUGCAAAUACCUGCCAGCGAUACGCCCCAUCAGAAUAUCAAGCAAUACUUCCAGGAGGCCUACGAUUUCAUUGAAGAGGCACGCAAAACGGGUUCCCGCGUCCUGCUGCACUGCCAUGCGGGCAUCUCGCGCAGUGCCACCAUCGCCAUUGCCUACGUCAUGCGGCAUAAGGCGCUCUCGCUGCUGGAGGCCUACAAGCUGGUGAAAGUGGCGCGACCCAUCAUCUCGCCCAACCUCAACUUCAUGGGCCAGCUGCUUGAGCUGGAGCAGAGCCUGCGCAAGAGCGGCGUGCUGGCACCAGCCUCGCCGCACAGCGCCCCCACAUCAGCCGGAUCACCGGCGGGAUCUCCGGUAUCCCAUUCUAGUCAACUGGUAGAGCAGCCCGAGCGAGAGCGGGAGGAGGAAGAGGAGCUGCAUCAGCAGCGCAAGUCCAAGUCCGACAGCGAGGCCAUGGACGAGGAUGUGUACGACUAUGACGACGUGGACAGCGGCGCCGGUAGCUUCGCGGGCAGCAACUGCUCAUCGCGACUCACCUCACCGCCCAUUACGCCGGACGAUGAGGCGCCUAGCACCUCGGCCGCGGCCGCAGUCUCCGAACUGGAUUCUCCCUGCUCCUCCAGCAGCAGCGGUAUCUGCUCCCUGCUAUCCACAGCAUCCGCCUGCUCCGCAUCAUCGUCCUCCGCCGCAUCGCCGACGCGGCAGCUGGCCCUCUUCAAGCGCAACUCCCCCGCAAAGCUCCGGCUCAAUCUUGAGUCCAGCUACGCGCCCCCGCUGUCGCUUUUACCAAAAUCCAUAUCCUGCCUAUCCGUUAACUUUGCCCCAGCCACGCCCAGCUGUAAGACACUGCCACAGCAGCAACUGGUCAUGCAGGAUGCUCCCAAGAACAAAAGCAGCAACAACAAUAAUGUGGCUUUGGCCGCGUCACGGGACUGAGAAACGGAGCCGUGCCGCCACCAAGCAGCUGUGAAAAAACUGAAAUUUAUGUGUAUACAUUUGGGUGAUGCAAAUUGGGUAUUCCUAUGUACCAACAUCAGCAUGGACGUGGAUCGGACGAGAGAACUGCGUCACGGCGCCUGGAGACUGGAACGUGUAAAUUUUUGAAUUUGAAUUGUACAUACACCGUACCUAAGGGAUGUCUGCUCCUGGGCCAGACGGAAUACCAAUUGGAUCGUCAGAUCGAAGACCGGAUCUGACGUCGAUUGAUACUGCUAAGAGCUUUUGUAAAUGUAUUUCAAAACACCCCAACCAACAAGAAACAAACUAUGUAAUCCAAAAGAACCAACUGGAAUUGAUGGGCAGGGGAUCUGCUCUUGUGCAGAAACUAUCAUCAGUUGUUCAAGAGAAAAAUGAAAACCUCGUAUAUGUUAAUUAGUUUAAUUUAUAUCAUAAAAAGCUCCACCUAGACACUAAGCGAAUCUUAACUAUAUCUACACUAGUGUUGUGUUGCUCAUGAGUGAGUGAACAAAAAAGAGUUGUUCACUUAAGUGAGCAACUGAACAUGUUCCUUCCAAGCUGUUCUUUUUUGUUCACUUGUUCUUUGUUGUUCACUUGUUCUCUACUCACUUUUUGCGCAAUUUUGCUCCUCAAAGGGCAUUUUGCGAUCUGGCAGCUGUUGCUCAUAUUUGCGUUUACUUCACACUUUUUGUAUUACCGGCAAAGCUGUUUACUCUUUCAAAUAUUCAGUAUGUCGCUAAUUCGAAAGUAUAGUGAAAUUUGGAACCAUCUGUGCAUGAAUAGUGAACAACUGAGUGAGCAAGUCAGCAACUGAGCAAGUGAGUAACUGAGCAAUCUAAGAGAGCAAGUGAGCAAUAUGAGUGAGUUGACUCACUUACUACAAAAGAACAAGUGAACAUGUUCACCAAAAUGAGCAAUGUUUACCCAACACUAAUCUACACACACACACGCCUACAAUAUAAACUUUAUUAAAACUUCACGUAGAACAAUGAGAAUUGAAAACUAUAUUUCUGCUACCUUGCCACACAGACCCCAAAGCGUACACUUCCCAAACAACCAAAAACCAACCCACUUGGCCAUAUCCACAAGCGAGAAAAAUCUUAUCAAAACUGUUAUAAGUUUUAUCAAACAGCUAUAGCCACAACACACACACACACACACACCCCACAUAUAUUUAAUGAAAUCUGGAAGUGAGGAAAGUUUGUGUUUGUGUUUUCUAGUUUUAGUUAUUUAUGUAAACCAAGAGCGUGAGAUGAAUACAGUUUGAUUGAUUUGUAUUAGGUCGUAAGUCUUGUAGGCUAAGCUACACCCGAAAAGUGUGUUAGCCGUGUGUUAAGUAAACGGAAAUUAUAAACAUAA
Molecule: messenger RNA, 3384 nt
Organism: Drosophila miranda
Lineage: Eukaryota; Metazoa; Arthropoda; Insecta; Diptera; Drosophilidae
Gene: puc
Product: tyrosine-protein phosphatase vhp-1
Exons: 4
Coding region: 535-2004 (489 amino acids)
Biological process (GO): negative regulation of MAPK cascade; protein dephosphorylation
Cellular component (GO): cytosol; cytoplasm
Molecular function (GO): MAP kinase tyrosine/serine/threonine phosphatase activity; protein tyrosine/threonine phosphatase activity
Source: RefSeq, a predicted model, not a curated record